Messenger RNA from Pistacia vera, 783 nucleotides. RefSeq lists its product as uncharacterized. The coding region runs from base 182 to 676 and encodes 164 amino acids. The record is from RefSeq and is a predicted model, not a curated record. NCBI's taxonomy places the organism in Eukaryota, Viridiplantae, Streptophyta, Magnoliopsida, Sapindales, Anacardiaceae. The transcript has a single exon.
AGUUCACACAACAUCUGUCCUUACCCUCCCAAAUCAGGGCCGAAUUUGGAAUUUCCUUUCCUUUUUUUUUCUUUUCUUCUUUCUAUUCUCUCAAUUUCAACGGGGAAUAUUUAUAUUCCCUCACCAAGCAAAUCCUAGCAGUCUUCCCUUCUAAUCUGAUUCUCCAGAUCUCCCACUGACCAUGGACAUUGCUCUUCUGUCGGACACCGUAUCACUCGCCACAUCGCAAACCCUAGGCUUAGCGAAACUCAUUCUACGCCAACCCUACUUACUCUCUGCCGCGAUUCUCCCGAUGGACGCCCUGGCGCCGCCGCCUGUUAAAUCCAGUUCACCCAGAACGGCCCGUCGAACACUUCUCCGCAAAAAGCGACGGACGAAGAGGAGAUCGUUCAGCGGCGGCGAUGAUUCCGAGGACAGCGGCGAAGGCGACGGGUUUUUCGGUGGUGGUAACGAUGAUGGAAUAUUUGGUGGGGGUGGUUAUGGUGGGAGGGGGUGGAACUUUGACGGUUUUGGAGACCAAAAUUGGGAUGAAUCAUCGCGUUGGUCGUCAAAUGAUUUCGCUUUUGAUUUUGUUUAUGAGGUGAUUUAUUGGAUUGCAUUAUCGAAUUGCGUGCAUUUCGCGUUCAAGAAGGUAUUGAGGAGCGUGGCUGAUGGUGAGAGACAAGCUUCCCAUUAGAUUGACUUCAAUUUGAUACUUGCGAUUGUUUAUGUAUUUAAUUGGAUAGUUACGAACACCCUGUCUAUAUUUAAUUGCGCAGUUAAUUGUACAUAUUGUAUAUAUUA